Bufo bufo (common toad) is the source of this 859-nucleotide messenger RNA. RefSeq names its product ribonuclease P protein subunit p21-like. Gene Ontology annotation, biological process: tRNA processing. The transcript is spliced from 6 exons. Gene Ontology annotation, cellular component: nucleolar ribonuclease P complex. The coding region runs from base 111 to 569 and encodes 152 amino acids. The record is from RefSeq and is a predicted model, not a curated record. NCBI's taxonomy places the organism in Eukaryota, Metazoa, Chordata, Amphibia, Anura, Bufonidae.
CCCUUGUCUGGGCACGAGCCUGAGUAAUUGAGGACAAGGGCCAUUCGGGGUGCUCUUUAUUGCAGACGCUCAUGCUGAAGUGUGUGCCGCCUGACAGGAAGUAACAGAAGAUGGCAAAUCAGAUUAAAGACAAAGAAGCUUUGCAGAGGCUGAACUUCCUUUACCAGGCUGCACAUUGUGUUUUAGCAGCAAACCCGGAGAACGUGGAACUCGCUCGAUUCUACUGUCAUACAGAAAAAACUAUUGGCAAACGUUUAGUGCUAAGACAGGAUCCCUCUAUAAAAAGGACAAUUUGCAAAAGAUGUAGCUCUCUCCUGCUUGCUGGUAUCACGUGUACGGUCAGGCAAAGAAAACGUCGAGGACAACGGCUGACGUUAAUUAGAUGUCUUAGCUGUGGUCUUACUAAACGUUUCCUAAAUAAUCCAAACCACAAGCUGUGGAGCGAGCAGCCAGAGGCACUACUGGAAAACCAGCCCAAACCAGAUCUAAAUCCUGGAUCACAACAAAACUUGCCGAAAGAGAAAGGAUCUUCUGCCAAACCGGAAAAUACCAAUAAGAUGGCCUCCUAAGUGAUUACAGCCCAGGGGUUGUAGUAAUGAUGUGAAUGGCUGAAGGUUAAUCUUAAAGGGGUAUUCUGGUUACAUACACAUAUCCCUUAUCCACAGGAUGGGGGAUAACUAUUAGAUCGGUGGAGGUCCUACUGCUCGGACUCCAUACCCCCUGCAAUGGACGUAGUGGCCUGUCAGGCAUGCGUGCAGCCGCUCCAUUCAUUUCUAUGGGAAUUCUGGAGCUAGCCAAGCGCUGUACUCAUCUAUCUCAAGAUUUCCCAUAGAAAUAAAUGAAGCAGCCACAUGAAUGC